UUUUGUGUUACCAACUACAUUCAAUCAUAGAAAAACAUCCUCCAUUAUUGCAAAGUUGAUUUUAUAAGUGUGCAGUACGUAUUUUACGUCUUAUAUCGCAGGUCAAAAACAAUAGUUACAUAGUCAAUCAAAACUGCAUUCCGUUUAAUUUUUGCAUUAAAAUGUCGCGUAGUGAAAGUCGCAUUUACGUUGGAAAUUUACCACCAGAUAUUCGUACGAAAGAUAUCCAAGAUCUAUUUCACAAAUUCGGUAAAGUGUCAUUUGUCGACUUGAAAAAUAGGCGUGGCCCCCCAUUUGCAUUUGUUGAGUUCGAGGAUGCCCGCGAUGCUGAGGACGCAGUCAAGGCCCGUGAUGGCUAUGAUUAUGAUGGUUAUAGGUUACGUGUAGAGUUUCCUCGCGGUGGAGGUCCAGGUAGUUUUCGAGGUAAUCGAAAUGAUCGCAGCCGCAAUGGUGGCGGUCGUGGUGGCGGCGGUGGUGGUGGUGGCGGCGGACGUGGUCCACCCACCAAACGCUCACAAUACCGUGUUUUGGUUACCGGACUACCAUCUUCGGGCUCAUGGCAAGAUUUGAAGGAUCACAUGCGAGAAGCUGGUGAUGUGUGCUUUGCAGACUCAUAUAAAGAUGGUACAGGUGUUGUUGAAUUUUUACGUCAUGAAGACAUGAGAUAUGCCAUUAAGAAAUUGGACGACUCGCGUUUUAGAUCCCAUGAGGGUGAGGUUUCUUACAUACGUGUUCGUGAAGACGCUGGGGAUGGUGAACGUGGCGGUCGCGAAUUUCGCGAUAGAUCACGCUCGUAUUCACCACGUCCACGCCGCCGAGGCACUCCUACAUAUUCACCACUGCGGCGCUCAUAUUCCAGGUCAAGAUCUCGUUCACGUUCAAACUUUUAAAUUAAAAACUAAUUUUUGAAAUCAUACAAACCCAACACGACAAAAUAAAAUGCAAUGAAGUAUCUGAUCGGCAAUUCAAUGGAUAUAUUAUUGCAAUCAUGAUUUCAUUCAUUCUGUGUGUGAAGUUGUAUAACCUUUUCAAUAACUUACUUUCAACUGGAUUUUCCUAAAGAUCACAGUACGAUCAAGUCAUCUAUUGUUUUUAAUUUUUAUUUCAUUCGAAAAAGUUAAAAAAAUUAGUUCUUUUAAAUUAACAUUUUUAAGACAUGUACUUUCAAUAAUACUCGAAGAAAAUACGUAUUAUGAUUUCAUUUUUUAAAAAGUUGUCCAAACAAAAAAAAAAAAAAUUACAUAAGUUAAAUUUCAUGCACACAAUACUAAAAAAUAUACUUCAACGCUUUGGUUAGAAAUCUCUAAACAAAAUAAAAUAUGGCAUUUGAAUUACAUUACAAUAUAAUAACAAUAAUAUAUAUUUCUUUUUUCCGCUCUAUUCACGUUUAAUGGAAUGGAUGGAAUGGAAUGAUGGAUUAUUGGGAGUAACUAUAAUAAGGAUUUGGAUAAAAGGAUAUUAAGGAUUUGGACUGUUUUAUGAGGACGGUUGUCAUUCAAGGCGAGGGUUCUGAAAUUUUGGAAAUUGAAGGAAAAAUCAAGGAUGUGAUGUGAUUAUGAUUACUACGAGUACAGCAGACUCGGAGAGGUUUUCGCGCAUUUUGCUUCCCCACCUAACGCACAACAAUCGCGGGAUUUCUUUCCUUCUUUCAAGUUAAUUUAUCAUGAAUGUUAGAAGCUGCUGCUAUAUUCCUUUGUUCUCUACUCUGGAAAGUGGGAAACCACUUUGUGUAGCAGCUUUCUCCGUUACGAAUUUU
This is a messenger RNA of Anastrepha ludens (Mexican fruit fly), 1756 nucleotides long. RefSeq names its product serine/arginine-rich splicing factor 1A-like. The record is from RefSeq and is a predicted model, not a curated record. Gene Ontology annotation, molecular function: mRNA binding. The coding region runs from base 162 to 890 and encodes 242 amino acids. The transcript has 3 exons. Lineage: Eukaryota; Metazoa; Arthropoda; Insecta; Diptera; Tephritidae. Gene Ontology annotation, cellular component: ribonucleoprotein complex; cytoplasm; nucleus.